GAGCUGGAGCGCCGCCACACCGGCUGUGCCGUCCUCCUCGUGUCCCACGGCGACACCCUCUCCAUCACCCAGGCCGCGGCCGGCGGCGGCCCCCUGGGGACACACCGCGUGUUCGGCCUGGGCACGGCAGAGCUGAAGCGGCUCGAGGGCAGCACCAGCAGCACCAGCAGCAGCGGCGGCGGGGGGGCGGCGUCGGCUGCAGGGGCCGUGGCCGCGCCGGGGGCCGGGCCGGUGUGA
Messenger RNA from Monoraphidium neglectum, 237 nucleotides. RefSeq lists its product as hypothetical. The record is from RefSeq and is a predicted model, not a curated record. The annotation marks the transcript as partial. NCBI's taxonomy places the organism in Eukaryota, Viridiplantae, Chlorophyta, Chlorophyceae, Sphaeropleales, Selenastraceae. The transcript has a single exon.